Messenger RNA from Rotaria sp. Silwood1, 606 nucleotides. Lineage: Eukaryota; Metazoa; Rotifera; Eurotatoria; Philodinida; Philodinidae. The record is from the annotation of a GenBank genome assembly.
AUGGCAGGAAAUCCGUUUGAUAUUCAGAUUGAUGAAGUUCUUCACCGAGAUAGUAUCGGACGGAUUGUUGAAGCCGAGUAUCACUAUAAAGAAACUUAUGCUAAUGGUGAAGCAAGCAAUUAUCGCGUUGCAGUAAAACGAAGCGAAUAUGAACGAUCAGCAGCUACAACACAAAAACCAACAUUACCAUUUCAACAAUUUCUUAAAGUUUUACGACCAUUCAUGAUGGGUAGACAUGCAGCUGAUGAUAUACCUGAAGCAUUUCGUCUUUUGGAUAGGGAUUAUUCAGGUACAAUUGAUAUUGGUGAAUUAGCUGCUUUUAUGCCUGUUAUUGUACCUAAUGCUAAUCCAUAUAUGCUUCUUCAUCAUAUUCAAAAAGUUGAUAAAAAUUGUGAUUAUAAACUAAACUUACAGGAAUUUACUGAUCUUAUCAAAAGAGGCAUUGGACGAGAUAUUGCACUUGGGCCAGCAAAACUUGCUGCAAAUCUUCAUAUUGAUGAAAAAGCAAUAAGUGGUGAAGAUUGGACUGAUGACGAAGUAGAAAUUGAAGAUGAUCUUAAUAGAGAAAAUCUUAAUAAUAAUCAAGAUGAACAAGGUGAAGAUUGA